Messenger RNA from Lizanozyma spartinae, 330 nucleotides. RefSeq lists its product as uncharacterized. Lineage: Eukaryota; Fungi; Ascomycota; Pichiomycetes; Serinales; Debaryomycetaceae. The record is from RefSeq and is a predicted model, not a curated record. Bases 1 to 330 code for a protein of 109 amino acids. The transcript has a single exon.
AUGUCGCCUACAAAAGAACCUUACUAUUCAGUGAUCUUCAUCUCCACUUUCAAAAACAACAUUGACUCUAAGUUGUAUUCCGAAAUAGGCAUGGAAAUGAUCCAAUUGGCCAAGAAACAACCAGGCUACUUAGGCAUAGACUCAGCCAGAGACCCGGACACCACAACUGGCAUUACGGUGUCGUAUUGGAAAGACGAACAGUCGAUUGCUUCCUGGAAAAAGAACCAGGAACAUUUAGUGGCCCAGAGAUUAGGUAGAACUUCAUUCUACAAGCAUUUUAAAACCAUAAUCUCCAAGGUUGAAAGAGAGUAUGAAUUUAAUGAAAAAUAA